GAAAGAGACGCCAUUAGUAGGGGUUGAGAGGGGAGAGCAGAGCGAACCAGCGAGCUUAGGGUGGGGGAAAUCAGUUUGGUCUACAAGAGCUGGGCGAGUGAGAUUUGUUCCAAUUCUGAUUCGUGUCCUCGACGUCUUGAUUUCGAUUUGAGUCAUCUAAUGUGAUUAGAGGGAGAUACUUCGACUGGGCUACUUGUAUUCCUAAUCAUAUUUAUUUCACCAUGGCGGCUGGCGGCGGAGCAGGCAACAAAACCUACUCUUUCAAGGUGGUUUUGUUGGGAGAGGGCUGUGUGGGCAAGACAUCGCUCGUGUUGCGGUAUUGUGAAAAUAAAUUCAACGACAAACACAUCACCACACUUCAGGCCUCCUUCCUCACCAAGAAGCUCAACAUCACAGGGAAGAGGGUGAACCUGGCCAUAUGGGAUACAGCAGGUCAGGAGCGGUUCCACGCGUUAGGUCCCAUCUACUACAGAGACUCCAACGGAGCCAUAUUGGUCUAUGACAUCACAGAUGAGGACUCUUUCCAGAAGGUGAAAAACUGGGUCAAAGAAUUGAGAAAAAUGUUGGGGAAUGAGAUUUGUUUAUGUAUAGUAGGUAAUAAAGUAGAUCUGGAGAAGGAGAGACAUGUAUCAGUUGAAGAGGCAGAAGGGUAUGCAGAGUCAGUGGGGGCAAAACACUACCACACAUCAGCCAAAUUAAACAAGGGAAUAGAAGAACUGUUCCUUGACCUGUGUAAAAGAAUGAUGGAGACGGCCCAAGCAGAGGAGAGGGCGAAGGGUAACGGAGCCAGCCAGUCAACGACAUCACGAAGGGGCGUACAGAUCGUGGACGAUGACCCUCAAGCCGCCACGGCCGCGGGGGGCUGCUGCUCAUCCGCUUAACCUCCACCCUCCACAUCCCAACUUACCCCCCCACCUCCAUGUCCCAACUUACCCCCCCACCUCCAUGUCCCAACUUACCCCCCACCUCCACGUCCCAACUUACCCCCCCACCUCCAUGUCCCAACUUACCCCCCACCUCCAUGUCCCAACUUACCCCCCCACCUCCAUGUCCCAACUUACCCCCCCACCUCCACAUCCCAACUUACCCCCCCACCUCCACAUCCCAACUUACCCCCCACCUCCACGUCCCAACUUACCCCCCACCUCCACGUCCCAACUUACCCCCCACCUCCAUGUCCCAACUUAACCCCCACCUCCACGUCCCAACUUACCCCCCACCUCCACGUCCCAACCUACCCCACCCUCCCCCUUCCCCCCCCCUUAAGCAACCAGGACUGUUGCCUCUGCCCUCAGCCUCCCCUCUCAUCUCCCUCCUUAUGACAUGAAGACUGCUGUUCUCCCUCUGAGUCAUCGUACACUUUACUCACUACACUUCUCCCUCUAUGGAACAAUGUGCUGGCUUAUAUACUAUUCUUUAUACUGUAAUAUUCAUUCAUUGGUGCCCAUUCCUGACCCAUCCAUAUGAGACUUCUGACACCCCCUGCUGACCCAUCCGUAUGAGACUUCUGACACCCCCUCCUGACCCAUCCAUAUGAGACUUCUGACACCCCCUGCUGACCCAUCCAUAUGAGACUUCUGACACCCCCUGCUGACCCAUCCAUAUGAGACUUCUGACACCCCCUCCUGACCCAUCCGUAUGAGACUUCUGACACCCCCUGCUGACCCAUCCGUAUGAGACUUCAGACACCCCCUGCUGACCCAUCCGUAUGAGACUUCUGACACCCCCUGCUGACCCAUCCGUAUGAGACUUCUGACACCCCCUGCUGACCCAUCCGUAUGAGACUUCAGACACCCCCUGCUGACCCAUCCGUAUGAGACUUCUGACACCCCCUGCUGACCCAUCCGUAUGAGACUUCUGACACCCCCUGCUGACCCAUCCGUAUGAGACUUCUGACACCCCUUUCUGACCCAUCCGUAUGAGACUUCUGACACCCCCUGCUGACCCAUCCGUAUGAGACUUCUGACACCCCCUCCUGACCCAUCCGUAUGAGACUUCUGACACCCCCUCCUGACCCAUCCGUAUGAGACUUCUGACACCCCCUCCUGACCCAUCCGUAUGAGACUUCUGACACCCCCUCCUGACCCAUCCGUAUGAGACUUCUGACACCCCCUCCUGACCCAUCCGUAUGAGACUUCUGACACCCCCUGCUGACCCAUCCGUAUGAGACUUCUGACACCCCCCCCGACCCAUCCGUAUGAGACUUCUGACACCCCCCCCGACCCAUCCGUAUGAGACUUCUGACACCCCCUGCUGACCCAUCCGUAUGAGACUUCUGACACCCCCUCCUGACCCAUCCGUAUGAGACUUCUGACACCCCCUCCUGACCCAUCCGUAUGAGACUUCUGACACCCCCUGCUGACCCAUCCGUAUGAGACUUCUGACACCCCCUGCUGACCCAUCCGUAUGAGACUUCUGACACCCCCUGCUGACCCAUCCGUAUGAGACUUCUGACACCCCCUGCUGACCCAUCCGUAUGAGACUUCUGACACCCCCUGCUGACCCAUCCGUAUGAGACUUCUGACACCCCCCGCUGACCCAUCCGUAUGAGACUUCUGACACCCCCCGCUGACCCAUCCGUAUGAGACUUCUGACACCCCCUGCUGACCCAUCCGUAUGAGACUUCUGACACCCCCUGCUGACCCAUCCGUAUGAGACUUCUGACACCCCCUGCUGACCCAUCCGUAUGAGACUUCUGACACCCCCUGCUGACCCAUCCGUAUGAGACUUCUGAGUGAUGAAGAGGUGAAGAGAACAUGAAAGGAAGGAAUCUGCCUCCUCUGUCUUUCUACAAACUAGCAGAUGGACUUCUAACACACUAGUGUGAAAUACACACUCACACACUGUCGUGAAAUACACACACACACACUGUCCCCACCUCUCUCAAAUGAACACAAACCAACAGACUACAUUAUAACUCAUAAACACUCAUACCCCAGAUUUCUAGGCCUUUUUUUUUGCGAGGAUAAUGUGCAUGAUGAGGUGAUCCGUCUCUGAAGGCUGCAUUUGGUUUCUCUUUAGAAAGAAGAAAAAAAAACUGAUCUUUAUUGUUGAUAAACUAAAGUACAUGUUGUAUGGAAAUGUGUCCAAGCCCUCGGUACUGCUUCUUCUUCUGUGGUGGUGAAGUGGUGAAAGCCCUCUGAUUCCGUCAUCCAGCUCUUUUCUUGGCCUGUGUUCAUAAAGCUUCUCGGUAGGAGUCCCACCUGUCUCUGUAACCUUAUUGAGUUCUAAAAGAGUAAACUGAUCCUAGAUCAGCGUUUCUGCUCUGAGACCCUUUAUGAAUACAGACAUUGUGCUUUUUCAAUAACAAAAAAAAAAACGUAAGUUCUCUCUUCCCCUCCUUUCUCUUGAUCUUUCUCUCUGAUUUAAACAGCAGAUGUUCUGCACUGACCCGUCACUGUCAAUGCUUUUGUUAUACUGCGUUUUCUUCCUGUUUGCUGAGUUUCUCUGUGAAAAAUGUAAAUGACAACAACAACAAAUACAUUUAAAAAAACAACCCAAAAAACGGAUGAAGAGUAUGAAUAACGUUGGAUGUUUUAUCUGCUUUUUACAGGCUUUGGGGAAAGGAUACGCAGGUGUAGGAAAGUGUACAAUAGUCUUAAUGAUUGUAAAAUGAAAUAACAAUUGUGGAUGAAAGCACACUUUCUGGAAUUGUAAUUUUUUUAACUGCUAGUGUCGUGUGUUUUGUAAUAGAACAAUUAUAACUAUUUACAACGCA
Messenger RNA from Salvelinus namaycush (lake trout), 3718 nucleotides. Its product is annotated as ras-related protein Rab-21. The coding region runs from base 222 to 881 and encodes 219 amino acids. The record is from RefSeq and is a predicted model, not a curated record. Gene Ontology annotation, biological process: Rab protein signal transduction. NCBI's taxonomy places the organism in Eukaryota, Metazoa, Chordata, Actinopteri, Salmoniformes, Salmonidae. Gene Ontology annotation, molecular function: GTP binding; GTPase activity. The transcript is spliced from 7 exons.